AUGUUAGCUAAGACGUGCAAAUAUAUUCUAUACAAACAGUAUUUCAAUCGACUAAAAGUAAGAGAAAACUUUAUGUUUAUAGCUCGCAAAAGAUAUUUUAUAUAUAUGUUAAAUUGCGUAACUCAAAUAGAAAAAACCCUUUUGAGAACUGUAAUACUUCUCUAUGUCUAUGUCUUUCGAGAUGUUCUGUUAAUUAAAAGUAGACAAAUUAUGGUCGGAAGGCAGUUUACGCCUUCUGUGCUGCGCAAUCCCCAUUUUUUCUCAUAUAAGAAUCGAUACAAUUUCCUAUUUCCUGUUUUCCCCCCUCUUCCUCCUGGUUUCCUUUCGGUGGUCCUUGGUUUCCGACACGAUGCGGUUUCUAGCUAAGUUCCAAAGCCGAUGUCCAGUCUAAUAGCAGUUUUUUCUUGCGCAUGUUUUUUUUUGUCUUCUAUGUCCAGCUUCCAUUCCACUGUAGCCACGGAGAGGUCCUUCACGUUAAGUUCAUGUACCAGUGUCCAGUGUCCAGUGCCGUUUUGCUUUUAAGCACAAGUACUUUUUUAAACCCUAUGCAGUUAUCUGCUAGUGUCCAGUGUCCCGUCCCGUCUUGCUUUUUAGCACAAGUACUUUUCAAGCCUUCCGCUGCUGUUUACUAGUUUCUAGUUCUGUUUAGCUGUUAACCACCAUUCUUUUGAUGGUGCCUUCAUACCAUGUAUGGUCCACUGAGUGUGUUCAAAGUAUGCUUAUGGAGAGGUGUACCGAGAACCAGCUCAGUAUUUUACACCCUUCGCAGUUAACAGCUAGUGGUCACUGAGUACCUCGUAUUCUAUCGGUCACGAUAUAUCAAAAGGAAUAUACGUAAACAUUUUCAUGCAAAAUGUGUAUAUCAUGGUCUUUAACAGUGAGUCUCCGGGCUCUUUUCCAACUCGCUCAUUGUAGACGCCUUAUUUAUAAGGCUUGUCUUAAUAUGAGAUUCUGGUUUUUUUAUUGAACGCACUGCACUCUUUGGCGUCUAGUCAUUGAGUUCGCUCAAGGUACCAUGGCCUAAAAUUGGUCCGUACUUUGAGCGAUU
Molecule: messenger RNA, 1048 nt
Organism: Phycomyces blakesleeanus NRRL 1555(-)
Lineage: Eukaryota; Fungi; Mucoromycota; Mucoromycetes; Mucorales; Phycomycetaceae
Exons: 10
Coding region: 1-366 (121 amino acids)
Source: RefSeq, a predicted model, not a curated record